Trichoderma virens Gv29-8 is the source of this 1721-nucleotide messenger RNA. RefSeq lists its product as uncharacterized. The transcript has a single exon. NCBI's taxonomy places the organism in Eukaryota, Fungi, Ascomycota, Sordariomycetes, Hypocreales, Hypocreaceae. Bases 250 to 1476 code for a protein of 408 amino acids. The record is from RefSeq and is a predicted model, not a curated record.
GCCUCGUACCUUUACUCACUCCGAGUGCCAUCAAGUCCACUGAAAGUCUGGGCUGGUACCCAAGACGCCACUUUACAUUCUUUUUGGGGGAUCUGAACUAUUGUUGGGACCCUAUUUUUGUCUGGUGAAGAACUUUGAUUAUCCGUAUAGUUGACUUCUUAUCUUGCUUUUCUCUCCUUUCUUUCAAGAUACAACUGUCGUUCUUCCCCGGGCACUUCUUGUUCGUUGCGUACUACGCUUCAACGGCGAAUGAUGCACGUUUUUCUCUUUCUGACGACUCUCUUGGCCGCAUAUGUUGCUUAUGCGGCCCCUAUUCAAUAUGACGACAAGAAGGUCUUUGUUAUUUCGCAGAAGCCAACCUUGACACCGCAUUAUAUGCCCCAGGCCAAGAGCGCAACAGUCCUGGCCAAUGUGACGGAUCCCGACCUCAGCCGUGAUUCAUGCGGCUCAGUCAAGAUGGGAUCCCGCACCCUUUGGACUUGUCGAGACACUUCUGUCCGCAUCCCCGGCACCAACCAGUUUGCCUACGUCUUUGCCAACACGGCCGGCUGGACCGACCAUCAGCAAGACGAUGCACCUGCUAUUCAGGUAGGAGGACCAGUAGGAGCAGGGUCAGAUGGCGCCAAUAGCAUUCUCUUGAUGAAUGGCCCGCGGCCGACUCUUCCCACAUUCUACCCCUUGGGCCUCAACAUGUGCCCAAACUCUGGGGCAUGUGAUGACGGGGCAAGCAGAUGGACAGCAUGGCCAGACUCACCACCAAUGGUCACGGAAACGGCUCUGGAUGGAACUGUCACGGCAUAUACUUGGGUGUCCAACAACCGGAUGGCCAGUAGCAGCUUGGAGCUAUUGACACCUCAGCCUUCUACCACGCUUUACAAGAUGACAUACACGCCCGACCCCAACCCGGAUGUGCUUCCGGCUGUCGCAACUGUGGAUGGCAACUUCUGGGGGGAUCACGAGAUUGCAUAUGGAACCUAUGGCAAUGUAGUCAGAGGCGAGUAUGCCUAUCUCUUUGGACUGCUGCACCCGGGAGGCGUCGCUUUAGCAAGGGUCCCCGUCGACUGCAUCGAGAACAAGAGCCAAUACGAAUACUACGUGCGUCGCAGGUGGACAAGCACCAAGCCCGCCAUCGACGACCCAACUGCCGCAAUCCCCAAUGCCGGAACAACAGGGCAAGGGACCUUUUACUACUCAGAUCGAGCCCAGUCGUACGUCUGGAUCGGCCAGGCCAGCCUCAGCGUUUCGGCCGACUUUUACAUCGCGACGGCCCCAAGCCCAGAAGGACCCUGGACGAGCCCGUAUCUCCUCUAUUCAGGGCCCAACGGCGAUGGAGACCUGCCGUCGUACAGCCUGCAAGCGCAUCCUCACCUGCUGCGCGAGUAUGACGACGGCAUCUAUCUGACGUGGACGCAGUAUUUCAAGCCCAGCACAUACGCUGCAUAUGUCACCCCGCUUGUGUACGUUUCGUUUGUCUAGGAUCGGCUUAGGGUGGAUAUGACACAUGCAGUUGAACGACGAUACCCCAUUGUUUUGAUAUGCGAGCGAGCGAGGCCUACAUACAUGUAGGUAGUAUACAUCAAUGCCUUACAUGGAUACAUGUGUGUAUCUACACGUCGGAUACAGGGACAUGCACAUACAUGGAGACCGGGAGGGGCAGAGAGCCGGAGGGGCAGAGAAAGGGGACUGGAGGAGACCGGGUUAAAGUAUGGGCCUGUAUGAGU